UCCUGUUUCCCCUUAAGUACAUAAACCAAUGACUCAUAGGCGCAUUUUGACUUUCAGGCAGAGAGAGAGAGAGAGCUCAAAAGUUGUAGCAACGACAAGCCUUCCCCAAGAAACUUUUCCACAUCCUUGUUUUCUUCACUUCACAUUCCCUCCGGCCGCUCUCAGACGGGACCUUUAAACUAUGGGACUAAUGGAUUCUUUCUGGGUCUUCACUUUAUUUGCAGCCUCAGGUUUUUCAGACUUCCUCCAGGCUUCCGUAAAACGAUUCAUAAUUCCGAACCAAUGGGGGCCAAAUAAUCUUUGCCGGUUCUGUGAUAUCGAGCCCACCAAUUGCACCAACAGUGGUGUCUGCACUGUUAACUGCAGCAUUAACUCCAUCUGUGAGAACGAGGAAGAAGUGUGUGUCUCUAUCUGGAGACAGCAAGAUGCUAAUGUAACUAUUGAAACACUGUGCCAUAAUCCAGCCAUUCCUCUGUAUGGACACCUGCUAGACGAUUACAAUAAUACGGAAUGCAAGAUGAAAGAAAAGAAGGUUCCUGGCUCUGUGUUCUACAUCUGCUCAUGUUCAAUUAAAGAAGAAUGCAACAAAAAUCUGAUAUUUACUGAUGAUGUUGGUAUUAUGUUGAGUGACUGGCAGGUGAUAUUGGAGGUUCUCCUUGUCACUCUUCUCCCAUUGCUCGGUCUUGCUGCCGUGGUGAUCCUUGCUUACUAUUGGUACCGGGUCCAGAGGCGGAGGAAGCUGAACAAAGAGUGGGCGAAGGAACAGAAGGUCAGGAAGCCAGGUCGCCGGCGUCGACCUCCCAAUGACCGUAGUGAGGGCAGUGCCAUGCACCUUGACGAUGACCAGUCUGACAUCAGCUCCACCUGCGCCAACAACAUCAACCACAACACCGAGCUGCUGCCCCUGGAGCUUGACGCUGUGGUGGGCAAGGGGCGCUUUGCUGAGGUCUACAAGGCCAAGCUGAGACAGAGCACCUCGGAGCAGUUCGAGACUGUGGCAGCAAAGAUAUUCCACUUUGACGAGUACAUGUCCUGGAAGAAUGAGAAGGAGAUUUUCUCCGAUGUCAACCUGAAACAUGAAAAUGUGCUGCAGUUUCUGACAGCGGAAGAGCGGGAGACUGAAAUGGGCAAGCAGUAUUGGCUGAUCACGGCCUACCACCCCCAAGGCAACCUGCAAGACUACCUUAUGAGGCACGUUGUGAACUGGGAGGACCUGUGCCUACUGGGAGGAUCGCUGGCCAGAGGAAUUGCACACUUACAUAGUGAAUACACGCCUUGUGGCAGGCCAAAGAUGCCCAUUGCUCACAGGGACCUAAAAAGCUCCAACAUUCUGGUGAAAAAUGACCUGACAUGUUGUCUCUGUGACUUUGGAUUAUCCUUGAGGUUGGAAUCAUCUCUCUCUGUUGAUGAUUUAGCCAACAGUGGGCAGGUCGGUACAGCCAGGUAUAUGGCUCCCGAGGUGCUGGAGUCACGAAUUAACUUGGAGGAUAUUGAGGCAUUUAAACAAACUGAUGUUUAUUCAAUGGCACUAGUUCUAUGGGAGAUUACAUCACGAUGUACAGCCAUUGGUGAAGUGAAAGACUAUGAGCCUGCCUUUGGUUCCAAGGUCCGGGAGCAUCCCUGUGUAGAAAGCAUGAAGGAUGUUGUCCUGCGAGAUCGGGGAAGACCUGAGAUCCCGAACAGCUGGCUUAAUCACCAGCUUAUACAGCAUUUAUGUGAAAUAAUUGUGGAAUGCUGGGAUCACGAUCCAGAAGCACGGCUGACAGCACAGUGUGUAGUCGAACGCUUCAAUGAUCUGGAGCAGAUGGACAAGCUAUCUGGUCGGAGCUGCUCCGAGGAGAAAAUUUCAGAAGAUUGCUCUGUCAGUGAGACCAAACAGAACCUGAGUGCAGUCACUGUGGUGUAAAGGAUAGCUGGUGGACAAGAAAAGGACAAAGAGGAAGAGCCUGUGGUCAGGUGGGGGCUGUUUGAUAGAACAUUCACAUCACCCCUUCAAAAGAAACUCUCAUGUUACUUAACAAAGGGUGGACCAUUCGACACGAAAAGUGUGAAAUUCUAGGAAUUGAAAAGAAGGCUGGAGUAUGUUGUUUUGUCAUAGGAUUACAAAACUCUGACCAGCAACUUCUCAGGAAACCAAAGAUUCCAUCAUGUAAUGCUUAUCCUUGCACUUUAUUGGUUUAGAAGUGUAUACCUCGAGGAAUUUUCAAUGUUUCUGUUCCAUAUCCAGAGAAUGGUAGUCACAUGGAUAAAUGUACCUCUUUCAUGACAUUAAAGAAUUGUAUACAGCGACAAGCACUUAGAAAUUCAACAUUUGCCCCUUUUUCUCCCCUCACCCCUCAAGUUUGCUUUUUCAUUAAUUUAUUUACUUGUUUGGUAUACUAUAGGAACAAAUUCACCUUGCAUGCCCUAAAGAACAUUCUUCUGCCAUUGUGAAUUAAGAACAAAACACUGUGGGCUACUCAAGAGUAAAAGCAAAAAUUGGACAGUUCUAGCACUAAGUAGAGAUCAAAGCUGAAGGAGCCUAGUCUAGGUCCAACAUGUCAAAGAUGGAUAUUAAUCCCUGGUGUUUGACUGAAAUGGACACUGCUAGCAAAACAUUACCAGUGCGAAGUUAACCCAAAUUUAUUCAUUUUGAUUAAAAAGUGGGUUCUGUUGAUUUGCUGGCCUGAUAGUGGACUAGGGAUAAUUGAUUUACAGAAAUGACAGGAGAAUUAUCAUUCACAUGAUCAUAGUGAUGACAGAAAUGCAUUUGGGGAACUGUGGUUCUCACAUCUUAACACAUUUAGUCAGUGGAACAACUGAUCUUAAGUCUGAAGCCAUCAUCGGCAGAGCUCAGGAAGGAAAUGAUAGGCUUAAUACUUUGUCUAAAAUACCCAUCAUCAUCAUCAGCCUGCCCAAUAAAAUCAUCAGUGCUCUGACUAGUUUACAUUGAUUCAAUGGAGUAGUGUUGCUUCAGAGGGCAGUUAAGCAUCAGUCUCAUUAGAGUGUAAUUGGAGGUAUGUAUAGGACUAGACCAAAUUGGGAUGUCAGAUCUUCUUCCUUUUUCAGGACAUUUAGGUGCAUAUUUACAACCAUCUGACAGCCUCACCUUUUAGUGCCCAAUUCACCCCAAAUUUAUAGGUGGCUCACAGGUGAAAUAGUAAUUGGGGAGUCAGGGCUACUGCUGGUAGCAUGGAGCUAGAUCAGAGCCUUCUGUGGAUGUGGGAGGGAGGAGUUAGCUUUGGGCUAGUGCAAAUGAAAAGGCUAACAAUUGUGUUAAUAUCAUAUACUCUGAUAUGCACAGGCUUUGUCAUUUAUGUCUGAUCUGGUGAGGACCCUACUGAUUGCCCAGCACAGUAGGCAAUGCAGCAUUUUGGAUGUGGAAUGAGAAUUUCUGAAGAAAGGCCUGAAGGGUGCAAUGGUUCAUCUAAUUUUUUUUCUAAUCUGUACAAAAGUCUGUUUGGCCUGGUCCAUGGUAUGGUAGAAUAUAGUUUGCAUCAUGAUUUGUCAUAUUGAUUGUAAUCUUUUUGAGACUGCAGACUUUUUUUUAGCUAGUAUAAAAAUAACUGUUGCAUGGCCCAAGUCUCACAUUUAGAGCAGUUCUGUCAGACUAAACAAUGGAAUCAACCUGUGAAAGUGUGAGAUGAGCAACCAGAACCAGGAUUGUAAUGUUGGCUCUGAUUUGUCAUUUGUAUGUCGAGGAUGUCUGAUUCUAAUUACUAAAGGGUGUUUGAAAUGAGUAAGCUGCCUCCAUUAAUAAUGCAUGAGUUUCAAGGAAGAAAUAUGAUUUCUCCAAAGAUGGGGUGGUUUUAUUUUUGAAACCAAAUAGCUUCAAUAGUAACUUGGCCUGCCCCACAAAAUAACUAUCCCUUGCAGUUUCUCCUCAAUCAGUAAUUGGCACAUUGUAGACAUUGUUGAGGCACAAAGGAAAACGCUGUAAUACUUUUAACACCAAAUCAACAAUAGGAAUGACAUUCUCAGAUCUUACCACAUGGUGGCAAAUACUACAUUGUAGAUUAGGGUUAGGAAUGAAAUCCAUGCUGAAAAGUUUAAAUUCUGAUGAUGGGGUACAUAGACUAGUCUGAUUAUUCACUCGAAUAUAGAUAAUUCUGUGAAUCAACUUGAGGUGUUUAGAGUCAUUAAAAGAUUUGAGUGGGGAGACAGAGAGAAACUAUUUCCUCUGGCUAGGGGUCUCAAACAAGUGGGCACAAGAUAAAAAUUAGCACUAGCCAUUCAGGAAGCACUUCGUCACACAAAGGGCAGUAGAAAUCCGAAAUUGUCUUUAUUUUUCAAAAGCUAACAAAAUUAAAAUUUACAGCUUCUGAAUGAUAGGAAAACAGAAUGAAGACAGGUAAAUUGAGAUUCAAGCAAACCUAGUAGAAUAAUGUAUCAGGAUUGCAGGGCUGAAAAUACCUACUUCUUUGUUCCAUGGAUCCAAAAGAAUUUGGUGAAACAUGGUUGCCUAACCCAUUGUCCAGAGAAUUGUGCAUCCUAUUAACAUGCAAAUAUUGCUUGGAAGUGAAAUAGUAUACUGAGAGUUCUUCACAGCAGACUGUGAUUAUUUUUUAAAAGAUUGCAAAAUUUAAGCUGCACACACAUAAAACUGACUAUAUAAACUGGCUCCCGUAUAUUGGUUUUGCAGGGCUUGGAGAUUAAUCAAGGUUCAGGACUAUAAGCUGCUUGAAUGUAUUUUUAUGAAAUUGUCAAUAUAUAUAAUCAUUUUUAUAUCUUUUUGUAAAUGCUGGAGUGCUCAACUUAUAUUAAGUGCCUACACUAUUGUUUUAAUACAAAUCGUUGACAUUUAUGCUAAAAUUGUGAGGUGAUAUUUUUCAUAGGAUUAAUGUGUCUGAUGGUUCUUUCAAAAGCUUUUAUUUUGAAAUGAUAAAGGGACUUCCAGGCAAUCUCAGGACAAGUCAUUGGUGACCUGUCACUUGUAGCACGCUCUCCAUUCAUUACCUAACAUAGUGUACAAUUUUUUUAAAGUGUAAAGUUGUCCAAAUAGGUUGCUGUACCAGUUUCCAUUGGUACCAAUAUUGCAUGAAUCUAAUCCUUAACAAUCCAAUCACCUCAUAACGAAUGGGGUAAACAAAUAUGCACAAUCAUUUUAAAUUGUUUUUAUUUCAGAAUGCAUGCAUUGACAAUUACUUUGACCAAGCAACUUCAUUAAUCUAACAGCAUUGGUAUUUUUCCACUUUUGAGCUUUGGUCUUGUGCACAGGCUAGUAUGAAACUCUUUACCAAAUAGCUUGGUCCCAUCAACCUUAGACCAUCCAAAAAAAGGGAAGAGAUAGGCUAAUUCUUAAUUAGGAAUUCUAUUUAGAAUAAAAUCCCAUUUUGUUGCAUUUAUUUACAAAGAAAACCUCACAUGGUGUUUGGAUGUUUUAACACACACAAGCCAUUAUAUAACAAAUUGUUACAAACUCGAUGCCUUGGGACUUCAGACUAUUAAAUAGGAAUGAAUGUAUAUUGGUGCACAGCAGGGAAAUAGAAAAAUUUAUCUGAAUGAUUAACAAAUGUAUUUUACUCUGUUUAAAGCAAUAUCCAAUCUUAUAUGUACGUGUGUAAAUGCACACACAUAUAGAAAUAAUUAUCUUUGCAAUGUAAAGAGAGUAUUGUAUAUAUUAAAAAGAAAUUAUUACACAUUAUUUGCAUCUCAUUGUAUAAAUAAAGAGUUCUAAAUUCCUCUUUUGUGUCAA
Rhincodon typus (whale shark) is the source of this 5674-nucleotide messenger RNA. RefSeq names its product transforming growth factor beta receptor 2b (gene tgfbr2b). Bases 182 to 1906 code for a protein of 574 amino acids. Gene Ontology annotation, biological process: protein phosphorylation; transforming growth factor beta receptor signaling pathway; heart development. Gene Ontology annotation, cellular component: signaling receptor complex; plasma membrane. Lineage: Eukaryota; Metazoa; Chordata; Chondrichthyes; Orectolobiformes; Rhincodontidae. The record is from RefSeq and is a predicted model, not a curated record. Gene Ontology annotation, molecular function: activin binding; SMAD binding; transforming growth factor beta receptor activity, type II. The transcript has 7 exons.